Tachysurus fulvidraco (yellow catfish) is the source of this 494-nucleotide messenger RNA. RefSeq names its product fucolectin-4-like. Lineage: Eukaryota; Metazoa; Chordata; Actinopteri; Siluriformes; Bagridae. The record is from RefSeq and is a predicted model, not a curated record. The transcript has 5 exons. The coding region runs from base 1 to 447 and encodes 148 amino acids.
AUGGUGAAGGAAGCAUUUGGUGUGAGGGAAUUCGAUGUGGCCUUAAGAGGAAUUGCAACACAGUCUUCUUUAUACAACUAUUAUUAUGCUUCCUUUGCUAUUGAUGGCAACAAAGCAUCUGUCUUGAGUGCCUCCUCAUGUACACACACAAAUGUUGACUAUGGUGUGGAUUUGUUGGCGGUGUAUGACAUUAGCAAUGUAAUCAUCACUAACAGAGGAGACGCCUGUGCAGAUCGGAUAAAUGGUGCUGAGAUCCACAUUGGCAAUUCCUUAAUCAACAAUGGCAACAAUAACCCCAGUCUUAAUAAGACAUUAAAACAUUCCACUAAAAUUGCUCAUAAGGGUCGUUACGUGAAUGUGAUCAUUCCCAAUAUUGCUCAGUACCUCACGCUCUGUGAAGUGGAAGUCUAUGGGGUUCCAGUCUCUGUUUUUAAAAGGCUUUUCUGAGGAUAAAGUUUAACAGCAUUGAGGAUCUCAGCAACCAUACCAUGAGG